AUGUAGAAUGCAAAUUUGGAUAUUUGUUAUUAUUAAGUUAAUGUAUUUAAUGGUAAUGAUAUUGUAAUUUAUAUUAGUCCAGAGUUUAGUUAGUUCAUAUAUGAAAUUAAUAUAAGUUGUUUCGACUGGUAUACAUAACCUCUUACUUUUGGAUAAUCAUUAACUUAUAUUAUGGAUGCAUAAAAUAUUACUCUAAUUAUAAAUAUUCAUAUUAGGUAGUUAAAGAGAUACUAAACAUCUAAGUUAUUAUGAAAUGAAAAUCUAAGAUAAUGCAACAUAUGCAAUAAAAUUAUGUAAUUGA
Paramecium pentaurelia is the source of this 301-nucleotide messenger RNA. NCBI's taxonomy places the organism in Eukaryota, Ciliophora, Oligohymenophorea, Peniculida, Parameciidae. The record is from the annotation of a GenBank genome assembly.